Molecule: messenger RNA, 2358 nt
Organism: Nestor notabilis (Kea)
Lineage: Eukaryota; Metazoa; Chordata; Aves; Psittaciformes; Psittacidae
Product: ubiquitin carboxyl-terminal hydrolase CYLD-like
Exons: 14
Coding region: 1-2358 (785 amino acids)
Biological process (GO): protein K63-linked deubiquitination
Cellular component (GO): cytosol
Molecular function (GO): K63-linked deubiquitinase activity; cysteine-type deubiquitinase activity
Source: RefSeq, a predicted model, not a curated record
AUGACCAUGACCAACCUCCCGCCUUCCUCAGGGGAUGACAACUGCUAUUACAUCCUGACAGGAGAAUGUUCCUAUGGCAGCAAGUUCUUCCAAGCUGGAAACCUGUGUUUCUGCAGCGAGAGGAGUUACCUGCGCAACUUCCCCGACGACAGGCCCCCCACUUGCUUCUUGAGGGUCAUCAUGUUGGAUGACAGCUCCACUGUCACCAUCAAGGUGGACGUCCUUCAGCCCGUGCCUGAGAAGGUGGCCGCCUUCCUCCUGGCCAUCAGCAGCCACCAUGACCGGUUGAAAUACUUCUUGGACAGGGUGAACCUUGAGGCAGCUCUGAGGGCUGUGCCAGGCCACAGGGUGAUGGCUGAGGUUGAGCACCAUUAUUUCCCUGGAAUCAUCCGUUACAUUGGGAGCGUUUAUAGGAGCAGUUCUCCUGUGUUGUCUCCCUUCUUCUUUGGGGUGGAGUUACAGGGUGAAGGAGAAAACAGAGGGCACAGUGAUGGGUCCUACCGUGGCACUGAGUAUUUCAAGUGUAAGAAGAACUGUGGGAUCUUCCUGCCAUUUAGCAAAGUCCAGUUUACUCCAGAGGAAAACUAUGGGAAACAGAAGCCAAAACCAGACACAGAGGAGGUGGUCCCUGUGAAAGUGGGAGAUGCAGUUAGCUUCUACGUGGACGAGGUCCUCACCAAAGGAAUAGCCAUGGCAGUUUACAGGAAGGGAACCCAGUGCUUUGUUAAAGUCUGUCCGGAAGAAGAAGGAACAACUGACAUUUUCAGAGAAAUCCCUCUGGAUUCUGUUGUGAAGGAGAACUUGCAAAGUUUAUUUUCACCCUUUGAGUCCAACAUGGGCUUGGGACCCCCAAACCAGAUGAAACAAGAGCUCAGUGAGAGCAGUGAGGAGUGUGACGGUGGGAACUCAGCCUUGGAAGUGAACUCCAUGGUCCAGAUCACCUUGGACAAAGGAACUCGGGUCUCAGGAAUCAUCCGCUGGUUGGGCUACUUGCCCCAGAUCAAGCACAAGAUGGCAGGAGUUGAACUGGAUGAAGAUAAGGGGGUCACUGCUGGCGAGUGGUUGGGCAAAUACUACUUCCACUGUGCUCCAAAGCGCGGCCUCUUCGUGAAGCUGCAGUGCUGCCAACCCGAUGUUCGCUUCCAGAGCUCCCACAGCAGUCACUUGAGCCUUGUGGAUUAUGGAGGACACGAAGUUCUUCCCCAGGCUCCAGACAGUUUUCCUCCCCUCAGGAAUGAGGCAGCGGUGCAUGUCCUGCAAGGGCGGAUGAAGGGGAUCCAAGGCCAUUGUAAUUCCUGCUAUAUGGAUGCAACUCUCUUCAGCCUCUUCUCCUGUACGUCUGUGGUGGACUCCAUGCUCUUCAAGCCCUUCCUGCUGUGUGAUAGGAAUGUCCAGAGCAUUCUGAGGGAUGAGAUUGUUAAUCCCCUCCGAAGGACUGGUUUUGUCAAGGCCAGGAGUGUGAUGCACCUCAGGGAGCAGCUGACUGACAAGGGCCAGUGUUCAAGCUUUACCAACGCUGAGAAAGAUCCUGAGGAGUUCCUCAAUCUCAUCAUGCACCAGAUCCUGGGGAUAGAACCACUCUUGAAGCUGCAGUCAGGAGGCCAGAAGGAGCAGGACUGUUACUGUUACCAGAUAUUUAUGGACAAACAGGAGGAUCUGGUGGUUCCUGACGUGCAGCAGUUAGUGGAACGCUCCUUCCUGUCCUCUGAUCUGAAGCUAGUGGAGAUCCCAUCUUGCUUCAUAAUCCAAAUGCCACGUUUUGGGAAGGAGUAUAAAAUGUUCAGCAAAAUCAUUCCUUCCUUGGAGCUGGAUAUAACAGAUCUGCUGCUUGACAGUCCCAGGGAGUGCUGCCUGUGUGGUGAUGUUGCCGCCCUGGAGUGUUCCGAGUGUUUCAAGGACAAGGUGUUCGCAGCUACGGGCCUGAAGCAGUUCUGCAGCUCCUGCUCCAGACGGGUUCACUCUCACUACCGCCGCAAAACACACAAGCCAAGAGAGCUGCACAUCCCAGAGGAAUUCCACACGCGGAGCCCCCAGGGCUGCCAGCAGGUCCCUCAUGAGAAGAUGGAGCUCUUUGCAGUGCUCUGCAUCGAGACCAGUCACUAUGUCUCCUUUGUGAAGUAUGGCCCUGAGAAUGACCACUGGAUGUUCUUCGACAGCAUGGCCGACAGACAUGGUGGUGAAAACGGCUUCAACAUUCCCACAGUAACCCUGUGCCCUGAAGUUGCCAAGUACUUGGACUUGCCACUGGCUGGGCUGGCCCUGGAGCAGCCUCGGGACAUGGAGGGAGUGGCCAAGCGCCUCUUCUGUGAUGCCUACAUGUACAUGUACCAGAGCAAGAAGAUGGCACUUUACAAGUGA